Molecule: messenger RNA, 465 nt
Organism: Urocitellus parryii (Arctic ground squirrel)
Lineage: Eukaryota; Metazoa; Chordata; Mammalia; Rodentia; Sciuridae
Product: nuclear body protein SP140-like protein
Biological process (GO): regulation of transcription by RNA polymerase II
Cellular component (GO): nucleus
Molecular function (GO): DNA binding; DNA-binding transcription factor activity, RNA polymerase II-specific; protein binding
Source: RefSeq, a predicted model, not a curated record
AUGGAGCUCGAGAACAGAGAGGAGCAGCUUUUGCAUGAGUACCUUUUCAGGCAUUUCAAAGAAAACAAGGUGGAGAUUGCGAGUGCAAUAACCAAGCUGUUUCCUUUCCUCAUGAGCCUCCGAGACCGCGCCUUCAUCUCCCAGCAGAUGUUUGACCAUCUUCAAGAAGCUUGUAGAAACCUGGUCCCUGUGAACGCAGUGGUAUACACCGUCCUCAGUGAGCUGGAGAAGACCUUCAGCCUGUCGCUUCUGAAUGAACUGUUCAGCCACACCAAUCUGACCGCCUACCCAGACUUAGUGGAGAUUUCCAGAAGCUUCCUAAAUGGUAACAAAAGCUCUCAGUGGGGUUUGGGGUUCAAGUCCCGUCACCCGUCAUUCACUCUUGCUGAGGAACCAUGGCAUGGACACAAUGGUGAAGACACCAACCUGCCCUGUGUCCUCACGGAGCUCACCCAGGCCCAGUAA